Messenger RNA from Labeo rohita (rohu), 2757 nucleotides. RefSeq names its product gastrula zinc finger protein XlCGF57.1. Lineage: Eukaryota; Metazoa; Chordata; Actinopteri; Cypriniformes; Cyprinidae. The coding region runs from base 87 to 2282 and encodes 731 amino acids. Gene Ontology annotation, biological process: regulation of transcription by RNA polymerase II. The record is from RefSeq and is a predicted model, not a curated record. The transcript is spliced from 4 exons. Gene Ontology annotation, cellular component: nucleus. Gene Ontology annotation, molecular function: DNA-binding transcription factor activity, RNA polymerase II-specific; RNA polymerase II cis-regulatory region sequence-specific DNA binding.
GUCAUAAGGCUGAGUCGCGCGUCUGCCUCUGUGUUUCUGCUGGAGAAAGAAAAACUCCUGCUGAAGAGACUGAGAUCCACUUAAAGAUGGCGUUUAUUAAAGACGAGAGUGAAGACGUGAAGAUUGAAGAAACAUUCAGAGUCAAACAUGAAGAUACUGAGGAACAAGUUAUAGAGGAAAGUGUUAUAGAGGAACUUGUUAUAGAGGAAAGUGUUAUAGAGGAAUUUGUUAUAGAGGAGAGUGAAGAUAUGAAUAUUGAAGAAACAUUCAGCCUGAAACAAGAAGAUACUGAGGAACAACAAGCAAAGAUUGCAUCUAUUAAAGAGGAGGGUGAAGACGUGAGGAUUGAAGAAACAUUCAUAGUCAAACAUGAAGAUACUGAAGAACAAACAGACCUGAUGCCACUGAAAGAGGAGAGUCAAGAACUGAAUGAAAUGGAAGAGAAAAAUCAGGAGGAGAAAUGCAGUGAUUUCAUGACGGGGGAAGAAUCUUCUAGCUCCUCACAGACUCAUGAAACACAAACUAGGAACCUUAAAGUUCAGAGGAGCACCCAAACCAAAGAGAGACCUUUCACCUGUGAACACUGUGGGAAGAGUUUUGCGCAAAAAGGAACUCUUAAACUUCACAUGAAAGUUCACACUGGAGAAAAACCUUUCACCUGCCCUCAGUGUGGGAAGAGUUUUGCUUUAAAAGGAGGUCUUAAAGGUCACUUGAGAGUUCACACUGGAGAGAAGCCAUACUCCUGCCAACAGUGUGGGAAAAGCUUUGCUCUAAAAGGGAAUCUUAACUUUCACAUGCGAGUUCACUUGAAAGAGAUCCAGUUCACCUGCCAACAGUGUGGAAAAGGUUUCAGUGAAAAAGAGAGCUUUGAAGUCCACUUAAGAAUCCACGCCGGAGUGAAACCGUACGUCUGCUCUCAGUGCGGAAAGAGUUUUAAAGAGAAGAAAAACCGCAACAUCCACAUGAGAACUCACUCCGGAGAGAAACCUCACACCUGCAAACUGUGCGGGAAGAGCUUCACACGAAAAGAAGGUUUGAAGUCUCACAUCACGGUUCACAGUGGAGAGAAACCGUACUCCUGCCCUCAGUGUGGAAAGAGCUUCACGAUUAAAAGAAACCUUAAGACUCACAUUAGAGUUCACACUGGAGAGAAACCUUACAAGUGUGAUCAGUGUGAAAACUGUUUCAAAUAUCACACAGACCUGAAACGGCACAUGCAAACUCAUUCUGAGCAGAAAAGACCUUUCACCUGUGAACACUGUGGGAAGAGUUUUGCGCUAAAAGGAGGUCUUAAAAGUCACUUGAUAAUUCACACUGGAGAGAAGCCUUACUCCUGCCAACAGUGUGGGAAGAGUUGUGCACUAAAAGGAAAUCUUAAAAUUCACAUGCGAGUUCACACUGGAGAGAGCCCUUUCAUCUGCCCACAGUGUGGAAAAACUUUCACUCAAAAACAGAGCCUCAAAGUCCACUUAAAAAUCCAUGCUGGAGAGAAGCCAUUCACUUGCCCUCAGUGUGGAAAGAGUUUUAUACAGAAAAAACACCUUAAUGCCCACUUGAAAGUUCACACUGGAGAGAAACCUCACACCUGCAAACAGUGUGGGAAGAGUUUCUCAAUUAAAGGAAGUCUUACAAUUCACAUGAGGAUUCACACCGGAGAGAAGCCGUACAUCUGCUCUCAGUGCGGAAAGAGUUUUAAACAGAAAAAAGACCUUAAUGUCCAUAUGAGAGCUCACACCGGAGAGAAACCUUACACCUGCAAACUGUGUGGGAAGAGCUUCACACGACAAGACAGUUUUAAGUCUCAUUUGACAGUUCACAAGGGGGAGAAACCUUUUGUUUGUACUCAGUGUGGAAAGAGUUUCAGGUAUAAAAGAAGCCUUACACAUCACAUGAAGAUUCACUCUGGAGAGAAAUGCUUCAGAUGUCAUGUGUGUAAAACAAGUUUCGCCGACAGAAAUGACCUCAAGAAUCAUGUAAAAACUCACACUGUAGAGAAGCCUCACACAUGCCAUCACUGUCAAAAGAGUUUCACAAAAAGAGCAAACCUUGAGAAUCACAUAAGAGUUCACACUGGAGAGAAACCUUUCACCUGCCCUCAGUGUGGAAAGAGCUUCACGAUUAAAGGAAAUCUUAAGAUUCACAUUAGAGUUCACACUGGAGAGAAACCUUACAAGUGUGAUCAGUGUGAAAACAGUUUCAGACAUCACACAGAACUGAAACGGCAUAUGAAAACUCAUUCUGGAAAGAAAAUGCUGAUUUCUGCAGUGCGACAAGAGGUUUAGAGAAAAAAAAACACUGGAGAAAGACGAUUCAGUCUAAUAAAAACACACACUUGCACGGUGCAUGUGACAAGUCAUGUAAAUGUCAAACCCUGUUUGUGUUCUUUGUUGAAGAAUAUGGCAAUAGAAAAUGUGUAUCUUUUAGAAAUCAGUGCUACUUUCACACCACGGCUAAAAGUGAGCUUCAUCUAUUUUAACUUUAGAACCUCUUCUUUUAUUUGUAUUAUAACAUUUUUAUAUCCUUUACCUUUAUUCUUCACCUGGCCAUCUUCUUUGCUAUAGAUUCAAAUAUUAAGCAGAUACCUUUUAAUUUAGACCAGAUCAUUUAGAUAAUUUUUCAUUGUUAGGAGCUAUAAAUACUAUAAAUAUGAAAGUGAGAGAAUUAAACUGCGCUAGUCUGGCUAUUUUUAAAGAGAUUAAAGUUUGUUUGUUAAUUACCUGCGUCUGCACCUCUCUCCACAAACAAUGAAGACUGCCA